CGGAACUGGCUGUUUGAUGUGAGGAUGUGUGUGUGCAGAAGUGUGCGUGUCGAUGCACGUUAAUAAAGGAUUUAAUGACUUCAGUCUGCUGACGCCCUGAACACCACCGAAUGGGCCCUAACAUUCAAGUGCAUCAUGGGCUCCAGGAUAAAAGAAAACCCUGAAAAAACAUUCUACUGGUUCUUUCAAGCUUCAUGCCCAAUUGCCAGAGAUAAAGAUCCUGCCGUGCUGUUUCAGUUCCCUGAAGACUUUAAUGAUGAGGAGUCUCUGAAGUGCUUGCCUCGCUUCUGCUUCCCUUAUGACAUAGAGAGGGUGAAGGACACUGUUGCCGUGCAGCACUUCACAUUCGUCCUGACUGAUCUGGAAGGAUGCCAGCGCUUUGGUUUCUGCAGACUCACGUCCAGCUCUCAGACCUGCUUGUGCAUCCUCAGUUAUUUGCCCUGGUUUGAGGUCUUCUACAAACUUCUGAAUAACCUAGCCGACUACUCAACGAAAGGACAAACCAAGGAGAUGAAAGAGCUGCUCUCGGCCCUCUACAAACACCCCGUGCCUCUGGUCAAUGGCUCCAUCACGCUGCAGAUGGAAGGGAAGCUAAUGAUUGGAAGCCAUAUGUCUGGAAUCUGUGGACACGCCCCUAAAGGGGAGGAGUCGGAGGGGGUGAGUCCCCGAUCUGCAUUAAAACCAGCCGACCGGACUAAACCUUCACUCCAGCUUCUAAUAAAUCCUAAUACUAUCCAUAGUGUCCAAAACUAACCCUGGAUCUCUAACAACGCUUAACUAAAACUUAAUAAAAAAUAUGAACAAAGAAUUCAACCAAAGGAACCUUGAGAUCAGACUCACUCGAAGGCCUCACUUUUAUGGUUUUAAGUUGAUAUUUUCUGGAUUAAUGUUUCCUCCCCAUCAGGUCCCAUACUUCAUCGCACCAGAUCCCAAAGCCCUGCCCUCUAUUCCAGAGAGUGUGAGUUCUAUUCUUUCCAUCCAUUUUUGUUUGUAUCCUCCACCAUGUAUCCUCGGUUCUUAUACACUACUGGU
Molecule: messenger RNA, 1032 nt
Organism: Carassius auratus (goldfish)
Lineage: Eukaryota; Metazoa; Chordata; Actinopteri; Cypriniformes; Cyprinidae
Product: DENN domain-containing protein 1B-like
Exons: 8
Coding region: 136-753 (205 amino acids)
Biological process (GO): endocytic recycling; endocytosis
Cellular component (GO): cytosol; intracellular membrane-bounded organelle
Molecular function (GO): guanyl-nucleotide exchange factor activity; phosphatidylinositol phosphate binding
Source: RefSeq, a predicted model, not a curated record